ACUCUUGAAACAAGGGGUGGAGUGGGGCUCAGGAUUCUGGAAAGGAAAUCAUCCUCUCUUCCCUAAGGACCCAGCAAAUAACACUUUCCUGGGUCCUCAAAAUCAUACUGGGGAACUGGAAAAUCCAGUUACCCAGCUUCCCCCUCCCCUUGCCCCCAGACACCUUGCUAAGUUUUGAGCCUGGGACUGGAGAAAGGAAGCUGUAGUCAAGCGAAACCAGCGAGGCUCCAGACAUUGCUUCUGUCCAUCUGAGGAGUGAAGUGUCCAGCAUGGCAGCCCUGCUGCCCCUCUUCCUCUUCCUGACCCUUCUCAGCACCUCCUAUGGGACAGGGCCAGGAAUGAUUUUGCAACUGAAGCUAAAGGACUCCUUUCCGGCAAAUUCCUCCUAUGGUUAUGACUUCAUGAGAUUGCUUGAAAAGCUUUGCCUACUUCUUGACCUCCAUUCUGGGACCAACGUCACCCUCCAUCAUGCAGGAUCCCUACACCAUGUCACCUGCAAAGUCUAAGACCAGUGGAAGUCUGCACUGCUCUCAACGGAGGCAUUUGGCCCCCAGAGUGCAGGGAGGAUGCUCAGAUUUUGUCUUGCUUUCAUCUUGCUGAGUAGCAGUAAAUACGUUUCAUUCAA
Molecule: messenger RNA, 625 nt
Organism: Erinaceus europaeus (western European hedgehog)
Lineage: Eukaryota; Metazoa; Chordata; Mammalia; Eulipotyphla; Erinaceidae
Gene: SFTA2
Product: surfactant associated 2
Exons: 3
Coding region: 270-506 (78 amino acids)
Source: RefSeq, a predicted model, not a curated record